AUGACCCGUGGCAACCUUCGAGCGCUCGAGGUUAGCAGUCUCUUCGCAGCAACGCAUGAUCGGCUAGGUAAGGUGCUGGAGGCCGUGUUUGACUUGAAGAUCGAAAAGGGAGAAAGCACGGCUGUGUACGCAGGCAAAGCUCCAGCCGCAUCUGCGGCUGCCGAAGCUGAAGGGGUUGUACUUCCAGAUGUUGCCCGAGGAUAUCUUCUGCGUCGCUUCGCCAAGUUGAACGUUGAGAUAAAGGCCGUCGUCAUGGCCGCAGCGCGACAGACAACAUACCCAAAGAACCUGUUCCAGGCGGCCAACCAGACAGGGACCUACCAUGUGGAGGACGAGGGCUACAUCAACGAUGAAGAGAGCCAGGCCGACGAGAAUGCCUUUGAGGUUUUUGUGCCAGAGGCUGGAUAUGGACCAGAUGAUGAAUUUGAAGAACAAGAUGCAGUGGACGCUCUCCUCACCUGGAAACAAACGAGGGCUGGCGUCGCCCAAACGAAGCUGGCGAGAGGUUUUGGUGGGCGCAGCGGCUCAGGCUCAGGCAGAGACUUCAAGAAGCUGGAGAGCCGUGUUGCAAGCAAGGAAGGGGGGCAGCAAGGAAAGGAUAGCUCAACAACACCGAGUACCAAAGUGAAUCUGGUUUUGAUGAUUUGGUCCAACGACCACGUCGACGAGGAGAUGCUCCUGAGCAUACAUGGAGUGAUGGAAACGUCGCGUCGCAUACCUGGGGACCGCCUGUCAGGACAAGUGAUGAUGGCCAUGGUUGCUGGUUGGGAGUAUGUGGAGGGACUGCUGGCAUGUGCAAGGCAGGCAGGCGAUCAGAGCCUUCCUCCAGCAGCGACCUAUGUGAGGCAGGGCAACGAGCGCCAUCAGUCCUCUGGAAACACCGAGGAGAAGCUCAUCGACGCCUGGGCUAUGAGUGGUCAGGGCAAACCAUCUUCUACUUGA
Molecule: messenger RNA, 942 nt
Organism: Durusdinium trenchii
Lineage: Eukaryota; Dinophyceae; Suessiales; Symbiodiniaceae
Source: the annotation of a GenBank genome assembly